This is a messenger RNA of Darwinula stevensoni, 321 nucleotides long. The record is from the annotation of a GenBank genome assembly. Lineage: Eukaryota; Metazoa; Arthropoda; Ostracoda; Podocopida; Darwinulidae.
AUGGGUAAUGCAAGCAGGUGGUUUAAACAUAUUACGAGGAUGGCUGAUGCAAAUAAUGUGAGAAAACGGAAAUCAGAUUCCAGUGAAGUUAAGAAGCCCCAACCUAAGCAGGGUCAAACUUCAGGAGGUAAAUCUAAGACCAGGUUUACUCCAGAGCAGCUAUUGACUUUGAAUAAGAUUUUUGAGGAAAGGAAGUAUAUUGAUGAAAAGGAGAGGCAGGAACUUGCUGAGAACUUCAAUGUUGCUGAAAAAUCAAUCCACAAUUGGUUUCAAAAUGCAAGAACACGUUGGAAGAAGGCAGUGUUUGUAGAGCAGAGUUGA